Messenger RNA from Lytechinus variegatus (green sea urchin), 7227 nucleotides. RefSeq lists its product as uncharacterized. The coding region runs from base 2177 to 4066 and encodes 629 amino acids. NCBI's taxonomy places the organism in Eukaryota, Metazoa, Echinodermata, Echinoidea, Temnopleuroida, Toxopneustidae. The record is from RefSeq and is a predicted model, not a curated record. The transcript is spliced from 6 exons.
AUCAUUUUCUUCAUUAUUAUGAUUAUUUAAUUUUUUUAAUCGCAACAGGUACAUCACAGCCCACAAACACUUCAAGAGAGCCACAUGCAACUGUGGGAUCGGAAAUGCCGAGCACAAGCCAUCGAGGUGAGUGGUACUAUUUCCACUUUCAUUUGUUGAUCUGUUAUCAUUGGCUUGUUUAUCCAUAUUAUAUUUGUUUUGAAUUUCAUCGUCACUAUGGAUAAACAAAAACGCACAAUGAGAAAUUAAUAUUUAUUGAUAUUUUUAGUAUUCACAAUUUUUUCAUUAAUUUAUUAAUAAUUGUUAUAAUUGGAACGUAUAUAAUGAGUGUAUUGGAGUGUAUAUUAUGAAAUUUUUAUUGAUUGGACCUUUAAAAUGUUAUACAGAAUAUGUUUUGAAAAAAAAUGAUAUCAAGUGAAAUCAAAUAAAACUUGAAGAAAAAAAGGGGUUCUCUCAUCUGAAAUAUGAUCUUAAUCAAAUUGUAGUGAUAUUUCUCAAAACCCAUCUUAAGACUACAAAACUUAUUUCUAGAGCAUUAUUUGGUCAGUUCAAAGUACCUUUGCACUAGAUUAACGCUGAUGCUAGAGAUAUUUAUGUUCUUAAUUAUGGAAAGAUUCCCUUCUUAUAAACAACUUUGUUUCUUUUCACACUGUAGCUGAAGUACAUCAAAGUGUGUCCAACACUAGACGGUAUCUGCCCAGCCAAUUUAAGAAAGUUCUCAAGGAAGCAGACCAAGAGUGGAUCGCUAAUAUACUUUAUACCGGUCAAGGGAAACUGCGAGACCACUUCCCGGCACAGAACUGGUAUCAUCCCCCUCCUCCUCAAAAAUUGUCUGGAGCUCCGCCUACUCCAGGAGAGUACUUCAAGCAGAGAAUGUUUUUGUGGGCACCCAUGCGAAUGUGGGGGAUCCCACUGCAUUGCCCCACAUGCAGAUUUCACCUAAGUCAUGCUGGGAUCUACACAAAAGUCAGAGAAGUGAUAGACCUAGAUUCUAGGUACUAUCUUGUCGGGGCAGAAUAUCCCAGGUGCAAUAGAUGUAAGGUGCCAGUUUGUCCCUGGAGUGAGGAUCUGCUAAGGCAGCUGGACCCCAGUCACCGCAGCAGAUUUCCUGCUGUUUUGACACAGCGUCUCGCUCUUGACAAGAAGUGUCUGACGCUGAUGAAGCCUCGCACGGAAGGGAACAGCUCCAGUUAUAAUCAACAGGCACUGGAUGAAAUUCACAGUGAAGAAUGGGGGCGAAAAGUUCUCCAGUACUUCACUGCUUGUGAAUUGCAUCAGAAGGGAACUGCCUUCACAAGAUUGUCAAGUCCUUACGAUCCUCCCCCGAGAUACACACCUCUUCCGCUUGCUCAAUGGUUUGAGACAGCCCAUGCCAACAACAUCUUGGCCCAUCUAGAUGAGCACAAAGGAGUGUUAACCUCCAUGUAUGGCAGAUUUCUGAAGAUUGACUCCACGAAAAGGGUAAACUAAUGAUAUUUUUUGAACUGUAUAAAAUGAUUGUUAUUUAACUUGAUUUCUCAAAGAAUAAUUUAUUUAUUUUACAAUUAGGCAUGUAAGGAGUGAGUAAAAUGGCUUUUUAAUUUUCACAAUGCAAUUCUGACAUAAUGUGAAUUGGAUAAUCUGUGCAGUUGAAUCAGUCAAACAGCUAGGAACUUUUUUCUAUUGACCCACUGUUUGUGCUGUGAAAGGCAAAUAAAUAUGGCUCUAAUGCGCAAGCACUUACUGCCAUCAGAAAAAGUCCAGUAAAUAUUGAUUGCUCAUGUAUAUUUUUUUUUCCAGAUUGGCCAUAGACUUGGCUCUGGUCAUUUCUUUAUACACAUCAACCUGAUUUAGAGUUAACUCGUCUGGCUAAAGACAAAUGACAUGUUGGCUUAAGUCAUGGAGGAGUAGGAUUUCAUACAUUCAUUUAAAUUAGGAAACAGUCCAAAAUCAGAUUGCUGUGCUCAUCGGUUUAUAAAUACUUUUCCAAAGUUUGUAUCUGUAUCUUGUCUGAGCCAAGAUCAGGGGGGGGGGGGGGUCAGAAUCAGCCCCUCUCCCAGAUAUAGCAUAGCCAAAAAGUCCUGCCUGAUUAGGGUUAAAGAUUGAUUACUGUUAACAAAUAUCCUUUUUGUUUUUUCUUAUAAUUGUAUAGAUAACAAAGAAGCUGGCAGGUGGCGUUGCCAACACGGCCCAUUGGAUGACCAAUGUGGCAAAUGAAAGGGGACAAGUCCUCAACAGUGUUCUGACUACUGGAGAGGGUGCUGGUCUGGAUGCUCUGUGCCAGGGUAUUGUUGAACGCUAUAAGGAUGCUUUAGAGCCAGAGCCUGAUGUCAUAUAUGUGGACAGAGACUGCUGCAGUGCUUCAGGUAAACCAGCGGUACUCUCAUUGUUUCGGCCAUGGAGAACUCAGGUGAGGCUAGACAUAUUUCACUUUAUGCGUCGCUUCGUGACUGGUCUCACCACUGAGCACCAUCACCUCUUUCAGACCUUUUUAUCAAAGAUUUCAAGCUGCAUCUUUGAGUGGGAUAGGGUUGAUAUCGAGAAGCUGCGAGAGGCCAAAAAGAAAGACCUAACAAAGAGUGGCCGAAUGCCUACAGAUGCACAGGUGACUGCAAGUAUAACUACAGCAGAACUGGCCAAGCACUGCAGACGGCGAACAAGGGGAGCAGAAGAGACAGGCAGACUGAUUCAGGGUGUCUUAGACGCAAUGUGGGACUCCACAGACAGUACUGGUCUUCCCCUCAUAAACCAUACCAGCAUGGAUAAGGUAUGGCAGGUGCAGAAAAAACAUCUGCCCUGCAUCCAGGAUGUGCCUGGUGUUGACCUAUACACCCAAGUUGGCCACGUAUACAAGGGUGGGCAAAAACUCCAAGUUUUACGAUGCGCCAGAGGGUCAUCCUCACUGGAGAGCUUCCAUCGCCACCAGUGCAGCUUUGUUCCUGGUUGGAGAUGUAACGCCAUGCACAUGCAGAUGUAUAUGUUGGAAGGUGGGGCCCGCUGGAAUAUAAACAGGGGGAAGGACGCUCUGGACAUUAGUGACAACAGUGGAACGAGGCUCUAUGACGUCCAAAUGAUGACAACAAUCAACAGUAUGUCCCGGAGGAUCCUGGGAUCGGACCUCAUUCCGGAGUUCCAGACACCAGGAAAACCAACAGGUAAAAGCAAUAUGAAACAAAUUUUUCUGUCCAGUUAUGCACAUAAGAGCCCCAUUUCAUAUGCUGGGAAUGAGAAGAUCGCUGUGGAGUAUCUGUUUGCUCAGUCUGGACGAGGGGAUCUUCUUGCCCCAGAGCAGAGCCCUGAUCUAGGUUCUAGAAUACCAGAUGUUCAAGAAGAGGAGAAGGUGGAGGAGAGUUUGGAUGACAGAACUGUUUGUGGAGCUGUUGAUGUUAACCUGGACAUCACCCAAGUUGCAAAAAGGCAGGUGUCAGUACCUGCAGAGCAGCAGGAGCCACCAAUAACUGCAGAGCUCCAGCAGCAGGACUCACAAACACCUUUAGAGCAGCAAGAAACACCAUCACCUGCCCAUUCACCCACUCUGCCUCCUGAAUCUACACCACAAGAGGACACAUGCUCUGACCACAGAGGAAUACCAGGUUGGAAGGCAAUAGACAAGUUAGCGGCAUAUCUGGUCAGUUUGAAGAGAGAUAUUACUGCCCUAGCGGGCAGUGACGAACACCAGAUUAUUAGACUGUACAACCUCCUUGAUGAGGCAGACAAGGCCCCAUUUGUCUAUGGUCCAAAAUCAAGGAGGAGAUCUCUCCAGGGUCCAUGGAGGGCCUCUAGAAAAAGAAGUGGGGCUGCACCAGGUGUUCAGGCUGCUGAAAGACUGUAUUUGUCUGGUGGUGUGGCUGCAGAGAAACCAGAUUCAAACAGGUUGACAGAGUGCCUCUGUCUCCACCUGUUUAAGGAGUUUAGUCUUGCCAGAAACAGACCAAGGGAUGCCCAAGGAAAGAUCCUCCCCACCCCCCAGGCCAUUGUGCAUACGUAUCAGCACAUAAAACAGCUGGUAGAAGAAAGUAUGGUUUUGCAGAGGGACACUGAUCUUGUGUUAGUGACAUUAAACAACACUACUGUCACCACCUGGUAAGAUUUUGCCCCCAAAAAAUAUUUCAUCUAAAUCCUAUGUAAAAAGAAAUGCACUUGAAGUUUUAAAUGAUUACAUAAACUCACUUUGAGCCAAAGGUCAGUGAUAUCAAUGUUUGGUUUGCCAUAGUCCAUAAAAUGGUAAGAAAAUUUAUUCGAUAGCCAGAUUUCAACCUAACUUUGAUUUGUAUGUUUAGACUAACUUGUAUGUUUAUACUAACAUGUAAACAGUUUAGGCAUUUUUUUAAAGCUUGUUGCCUCAAGACAUUCAGAAUCUGUUAUUGGUGGGAUAUGACCUUUGGGCAUAGUGCUUUCAAAUGAAUAAAAUCACCAAAAGGAAAAUUAAAUGUGCCUUCAGCAUACAAAAAUAAAAUGCAUACGGAAAUGCAAAAUGAAUAAAAACAACCUUUUGCACAGUUGAAAUUAAAAAACUAAAAGCAAGUUUGAUACCUAGUGGUAGCAACUAAGGACCAUGCGUUGACCUUUUUUUUUUAAAUGGGACUAUGAAAGAUUGCGAUCACUACAUGAAGUUCUUGCCUGCGAUCAAUUAAAAUCACAAAUCAACACGUAGCGCAGGUGAUGCAAUUUUUUAAUGUUGGGGGUGGACUAGCGGCCUCCUGGACCAUGAAAGGGCAUCAAUAGGUUGAUUCCUGGAAGUGGUUAAUGGCUAUGGGCACUCUUGGUCUCGGUAAUAAGGAGGAAAUAAACUGCAGAAAAUGGGGGAAGAGAGUGAUGCAAACAAUUUCAGAAAGAAUCGACUUGUUAUUUCAAGUCUUCUAAUAUGUAACACAUCCAUUAACUUUGUCACUAUUGAUUUCUAUUUUAAAAAAAAGUUUGGACUUUCAGUAGCCUUACCAUACCAUGGUGGUGUUCCAUAAAGCCGUCCAUAAGUUGCGAAUGACUUUACACGUACAAUUGAUGAUACUUUCUAGUGCUGUAUGUAAAUGAAUGAGAAUCUUUGAUUUCCACCUGAGAACAUUUACCAGUAUUUCGUAACUUAUAAACAGCUUUAAUGAAACAUCCCCAUGACAUAUAUAUGUAACACUACUUCUGUGAAGCAGAUUAUGCACGUAAUGAAAUGUACUGGUACCAGGUUUUGCAAGGACACUGCAUUGAACAAAACUUUACCUAAUUUAGCUAAUGUAUCUACUUUGUAAAUUUGAGCACAAUCAUUUCCAGGCCUUAGUAGGUAAAAAUUAUCAGAAACUUUAAUAAAAAGUUUUUGGUUUUCAUUUUUUAGUGGUUGCAUCCAUGGAGUAUAAUUGUACUGGUCUAUAUUUCCAUUUUGAUUUCAGGCUGCACAAACGACAGAAGAAGAUACAGGCCACAACUCUUCUGCAAGGUGUGCACUUCCCGGAAACUCAAACAGUUGCAAGCGAGCCACUUCCCCUACCGCGGCAACAGCCCACUGAGCUGCAAACUCAUGGACACCGGGAAAUGGAGUUUGAGGAACCUCCAAACCGAGAGGGAGAGAUGGCUCCUCCUAGAUCCAAAAAACGGAAAGCAACCCAGUCAGGGCCUCCAGAACUUCAGUCACCAGCUCCAUUCCCAUUUUACCCCCACUAUUAUCAAUUUCCCCCUUUUCCCCCUUUCCAUGCAGCCAGGCCAACGAUGCCCCCUCAUCAGCCAUACCCAUGGUAUAACUUUCCCUCUGGCUCAAGCCAAGAAGAGGGAAAUGUUAACAUAUCUCGCCAUGCUAGGUGGAGAAGAGAGAAGGCCCGACAAGAAGAUAUGGAAAGGGCUGCAAGAGGAGAGCCACCCCUUAAAAGGUACAAAAAGGGAAAGGGCACAUACUCAUGUUCAAAGUGCAAUCAAAGUAAAACGAAGGAAACAGGUCACACACAAUUCCAGGGAAAAUGGUUCUGUCCAAGCGAAGGACAGACUUUGGAGGAAUGGAAAGAGUUGGUGAAAAAAAAGUAAUACUGACUGUCUGACUCUUUCAUUGAAUCUCCAUACAUAUAUCCCUUCCAUAUAGGUACUAUUAUAAUGUAUUGUCUACCUUGAAUGCUGCAUUGUGACCCGAAUAUGACAAUUUUAGUGGGCCAAAAUGAACAAAUAUCUUUUUUUAAAAAGAAAGAGACAAUGUUCUUGCUUCUAAAUACUGAAAAGACAGACUUUUUUACCCUCGUACAAAGACCUAUAAAAAAGAUUUUAAAGUUGAUUCUCCCUUGAAUAUUUUGUUCACACUUUUGGCAGCCAAAUUUUAAUUGAGUUGCGAUCCUUUUUGUAUGUGCUGCUGUCGCAGCGUGGUAUCCUCGGUGUUAUGGUAUCACAAGAUGAGUAUAGUAGCAUUUUUUUUACCUCAUAAUAGCUGAACAUGUGUAUGUAUUCAGGUCUUGUCAUGUAUUCUAAAUUUGCCAGUUAGUCUCAGGAAAUGUACUUAGUGGUAAUGUUAAGUGCAGUGUGAUAUUAAGGAAUAUCAGAUUGAAGAAAUAUUUUAUUGAAACACUCUUCAGUUGUACUACUCUUGUCAUUCAUUCCGUACUUGCCAACCAGUCUCAAGCAAUAUAUCUACUUUCAUCAGAUUUGUUUUUGUAAACAUCUAUUUAUAAUGUAUAUGCGAUUUAUAAUGAGGAGAAACGAUUUUGCAUACUAAGACAUUUCACUGUACUUCAGGAAUCAUUUAGUAAAAACUUGACCAUCUCAGGAUCUCAGUCUCAUACUCAAAUUUUGAAAUGCUUUUUUCAUCUUAAGGUGAGAGGCAAUUUGUCUUUUCAAGAUUUUUGAUAUUGUAUUUUUAUGGACAAAUAAUGAUGUUCAAGACACAUUUUUGUAAUGUGUCAGAAACUGUUGCCUUUUGUAAUGGCAUAUUAGGAAAUAGUUGAACUACUUCCACAGAUUUGACCAAUCUUAAUGAAAAAGGGGGAAACAUUAGUCUUGAAGUUGUGUAAGACACAUUUUUUUAAUAUGUUGAAAAGUGUAAUACCAUUGGUAAUGGUGAUUAUGGCAAUAAUCAGAUAAAAAAUUUGGGGAUUAGAAUGAUUUUUCAGAUUUUGAACUGUAGACAUAAUAGCAUGUAAUGUCAAUGAAUGAGAACAAUAUUGGGAUUGGACUAAUUCCUCAGAUUUUGAACAAUGAUCAGGAAAUGUGGCAUGUUCAUAGCUUCUUAUAAUGAUGGUCAAGACCCAUUUUUGUCUCUCCUGCAUAGCAGAGCAAGACUACAGG